AGAAAAUGAUAGUGAAGAAAUUUUGUUGACUAAGUUUGUUCCUCACUUUGAAGCAGGUGUCGUGGCAGGCAAGAGGGACAUUUUAACACAUUAAUGAGAUAGUCAGCCAAUAAAUAACGACGAAGAGGAAUAUAGGGUGGGAUUUCAAGAAAGGACCUGUUCCUAUAUCCAAUCAUUCGUUAGAUGGGCGGCAAGAAACAUUCGGAGGGGGUGUGCCCGGACACUGAACAGUCGCUCCGUGCCGAAAUCAGCCAACAAUAAUGUCAGUCUCAGUUUAGCAAUCUAGACGAAGACAUAGGCGCAGUGGAAACUAACAAAUCCUAUCUUCAAAUAACUUUAUUUGCGUUGAUUACCAAGCCACAAGCAUAAGCACGACACCCGAGUGACAUACAUGUGACAAUCAGAAUUGCGCACUGGACACAGGCAAGCUGAGUUUUAUUACCGCGCGAAAAACGGGAUACUUUACUGGACAUGUAAGAAAAGGGAGUUACAAUCGUCGAUUCUUCUGAACAAAAUGAAGCUUUCCCGUUUUCUUCAUUGUCUUUUUAUCACUUCGUCUCUGAUUUGGCUGAGCGCUUCGCAGUCAGUAUGUCCUGGCACAGACAACAAACUGAGCACGCUGUCGGACCUGGACCAGCAGUAUCGAACCCUCCGCAAGCUCUACGAAAACUGUGAGGUGGUCAUGGGCAACCUUGAGAUCACCAGCAUCGAGCGCCAACGCAACCUAUCCUUCCUCAAGUCCAUUCGGGAGGUGACGGGCUACGUGCUGGUGGCGUUGAACCAGUUUGACUACCUGCCGCUGGAGAACCUGCGCAUCAUCCGAGGGACUAAACUCUACGAGGGCCGUUACGCUCUGGCCAUCUUUCUCAACUACCGGAGAGAUGGCAACUACGGCCUGAGACAACUAGGACUGCAGAACCUCACAGAAAUCCUGAAUGGAGGUGUGUAUGUGGACCAGAACCGGUUCCUGUGCCAUGCCGACAACAUCCACUGGCUAGACAUCAUCAAGAACCCCAAGGCAGAACUUUUGGUUGUGCCUUCCAAUAACAGUGGCAACACCUGUCGGAAAUGCCACAAAUCCUGCACUGGCCGUUGCUGGGGACACCAGGAGGACCAGUGCCAAACCUUGACGAAGACGGUGUGUGCGGAGCAGUGCGAUGGCCGCUGCUUUGGGUCCUUGGUCAGUCAGUGCUGCCACAGGGAGUGUGCGGGAGGCUGCUCAGGACCCAAGGAUACCGACUGCUUCGCUUGUACCAACUUUAAUGACAGUGGGGCCUGUGUCACCACGUGCCCCCAGCCGUUUGUGUACAACCCCACCUCCUUCCAGCUGGAGCAGAACCCCAAUGCCAAAUACACCUACGGGGCUUUCUGUGUCAAGAAGUGUCCACAUAACUUUGUGGUCGACCAAAGUGCCUGCGUGAGAGCCUGCCCGAGCAACAAGAUGGAGGUUGAAAGGAAUAACAUCAAAAUCUGCAUUCCUUGCACGGACAUCUGUCCCAAAGUGUGUGACGGCAUAGGCACUGGCAGCCUGCAGGCCGGUCAGACUGUUGACUCCAGCAACAUUGAGAAGUUUGUGAACUGCACCAAGAUCAAUGGCAACUUGAUCUUUCUAAUCACUGGAAUUAAAGGAGACAGUUACCAUAAUAUAGAGGCCUUGGAUCCAGAGCGCUUAAACGUGUUCCGCACCGUCAAGGAAAUCACAGGCUCUCUGAACAUCCAGUCCUGGCCGGAGAACAUGACCGACCUUAGUGUCUUCUCCAACCUCGCUACCAUUGGAGGCAGAUCCCUGUUCAGCGGCAUCUCUCUGCUGAUCCUGAAACAGCGCUGGAUCUCUGCGUUGCAGUUCCAGUCCCUGGGCGAGAUAAGCGCCGGUAACGUCUACAUCACCAACAACAGCCAGCUCUGCUUCUACAACACGGUCAACUGGACCCGCCUGUUCCGCGCCAGCAACCAGAAAGCCCUGACCCGCAGCAACCGAGACCCGAAAGACUGCUCACACGAGCGAAUGGUGUGUGAUCUGCUGUGUUCAGACAGUGGCUGCUGGGGCCCGGGGCCAGACCAGUGUCUCACCUGCCGUUACUUCAGCAGAGGACGCACCUGUGUGAGGUCGUGCAACCUCUACGAUGGUGAGGUGCGUGAGUUUGCCAACGGCACCGUUUGCCUGGAGUGCGACAGUCAGUGCGAAAAGGCCAUGGACAAGACUCUCACCUGCCACGGACCGGGCCCGGAUCAGUGUGUGAAGUGCCUCCAUCUCAAAGACGGACCCAACUGUGUGGAGAAAUGCCCCGAUGGCCUGCAGGGAGCCAACAGCUUCAUCUUCAAAUACGCCGAGGCCAACAACGAGUGCCAUCCGUGUCAUUCCAACUGCACUCAGGGGUGCACUGGACCUCGCAUCCAAGACUGUGUGGGGAUGAUAGACAGGACGCCCCUGAUUGCAGCCGGGGUGAUCGGAGGGCUGUUUGUGAUCGUGAUUGUGGCGCUCAGCGUGGCCGUCUACGUCAGACGCAAGAGCAUCAAGAAGAAGAGAGCCCUGCGACGCUUCCUUGAGACAGAGCUGGUGGAGCCUCUGACUCCUAGUGGAACGGCUCCUAACCAGGCCCAGCUGCGGAUCCUCAAGGAGACGGAGCUGAAGAAGGUGAAGAUCCUGGGCUCAGGAGCAUUCGGCACGGUCUAUAAGGGCAUCUGGGUGCCAGAGGGAGAGACGGUAAAGAUCCCCGUGGCCCUCAAGGUGCUUAACGAGACUACAGGACCCAAAGCCAACGUGGAGUUCAUGGACCAGGAGGCACUGAUCAUGGCCAGCAUGGAGCACCCUCACCUGGUGCGUCUACUGGGCGUGUGCCUGAGCCCAACCAUCCAGCUGGUCACCCAGCUCAUGCCGCACGGAUGCCUGCUGGACUACGUGCACGAGCACAAGGACAACAUCGGCUCCCAGCUGCUGCUCAACUGGUGUGUCCAGAUUGCCAAGGGCAUGAUGUAUCUUGAGGAGAGACGGCUGGUGCAUAGGGACCUGGCAGCCCGGAAUGUUCUGGUGAAAUCUCCCAAUCAUAUCAUGAUAACGGAUUUUGGGCUUGCUCGUCUUCUGGAUGCGGACGAGAAGGAGUACAAUGCAGAUGGAGGAAAGAUGCCGAUUAAGUGGAUGGCUUUGGAGUGUAUCCACUACCGGAAGUUUACCCAUCAGAGUGAUGUGUGGAGCUAUGGAGUGACUAUCUGGGAGCUGAUGACGUUCGGAGGAAAGCCAUAUGAUGGCAUCCCCACCCGUGAGAUCCCAGACAUUCUGGAGAAGGGGGAGCGUCUGCCUCAGCCUCCUAUCUGCACCAUAGACGUCUACAUGGUCAUGGUCAAAUGUUGGAUGAUUGACGCUGACAGCAGGCCCAAGUUUAAAGAGCUGGCUGCAGAGUUUUGCCGAAUGGCUCGGGACCCCCAGCGAUACCUUGUCAUCCAGGGAGAUGAUCGCAUGAAGCUUCCCAGUCCCAACGACAGCAAGUUCUUCCAGAGUCUUCUGGAUGAGGAGGACCUGGAUGACCUGAUGGAUGCUGAGGAGUACUUGGUCCCCCAUGCAUUCAACAUGCCCUCGUCCGCCUGCACAUCCAGGCUCCAUGUGGAUUCCAACAGGAAUCAGUUUGUGUACCGUGAGGGAAGCUUCGGCCCAGACGAGGGUUCUGGAGGCCACCACCAUGGAGUGGGAACCUCCAGCUGCAGUGGUGUGUCUGAGCCGUCCGGCACACAAGGGGGCGCUCUGGAGUACCUGGAGGACCAGCGGUGCAAUGGAAACCUCCAGAAGCAGCCCGUGGCCCGCGUGGUGGAAGACAGCAAUGGCCAGCGCUACAGUGCGGACCCCACCAUCUUCCUGGGCGAACGCGCAGCCCGGGGGGAAACGGACGAAGACGGCUACAUGACCCCAAUGAAGGACAAGAGCUCCACAGAGUAUCUGAAUCCAGUGGAAGAGAAUCCAUUUGUCACCCGCCGCAAAAAUGGAGAUAUUCACGCUCUGGACAACCCGGGGUACCACAGCACCCCCAACGGACCGCCCAAAGGAGAGGACGAAUACAUAAACGAGCCGCUGUACCUCAACACCUUCCACAACACUGGAGAGGUGAACCCAGAGCUCCUGAAGAAGAAUGGCAUCCCCAUUCCGCUAGCAGUGACCUCAGCGGCAGCUGUGGCCACAACCGUCGCCCACGUGCCCCACACCAGCCAGCCUGGCAACCCGCCCCACCAGGCCCCGACUCCACAUGUUCACUUCGUUCUUCCGCCAGGUCACAGCAUCCAGGCUGAGCUCCCAAGCCAAGUCGGGCAUCCCCCUCAUCCAGCACACGUGAUUCACGGCACAUUCCCUGGCAAGCCGAGUCACCUGGCCCAAACGGGCCACCCGGGCCAGUUGUGCCAUGCCGCCACCGGCGCAGGCCACCAUGUGCUGUCUGUCUCUGCAGGUCAGACGGCCAGCCAAGCGGCCCAACAAGCCCAGGCUGGCAAGCCGAUGGUCAUUGCCCAGGGCAGCCUGCCCGCUUUCACUGCCCACCUGAGGCAUCCCGGCAGCAUGUUGCAGGCUGGCCACACUGGCACCAUCAUGCUGGACAAGAAGUCCAAGAAGACCUUCGACAAUCCCGAGUACUGGCAGCACAGUCUCCCACCCAAGUCCACCCAGCAGAACCCAGACCCUACGCAGGUGGGGAACCCCAAGUUCUUCUACAAACAGAACGGGCGGAUCCGGCCAGCCGUGGCCGAGAACCCAGAGUACCUGUCCGAGUUUGCCCUCAAGCCGGGAACCGUGCUGCCACCCCCGCCGUACCGGCAGCGGAACACUGUAGUCUAGUCCUCUACCCCCCCCUACCUGGUCUCUUCUCCUUCACUCAAUCUCCAGAGCCUGGUUCCUCUUACCAGCACUCUAUCCUCCCACGCUUCCUCUCAAGUCUCCCUCAGAACUGGAAGGCACACACACACACACACACACACACACACACCCACGUACCUCAGAGGCAUGUGGCUUCUCUCUCCCAUUUGGACAGGCGAUGACACACCAAUCAAAUCCUGGUUGUUUCUGCGCACACCUCUCUGUCCCCGGAAUCGUCAUGGUGACCUUUCCCAAAUGAGUUGAUGCCCCUCCCUACACAUACACACACACACACACACACACGCACACACACACACAUGUGGCGUGCAGCUCUCCUCCCUCUCGUUUUCAGACAGACAGGUCUCGCCCCUGUGAGCAGGGCACAGCAGCUUCGUGAAAGGAACAAGAGCUUCAAAGCAAUAUGGAGUUGAGCCACCGUAAUUAGUGACAGUAAUCCACGCCGACACAGUGUGCACACAUCAAGGGUGACUCCACAGAACGUUCCGGAGAUUUGAAGUUGAAUGCGCUGACAGAUGGAAUUUAUACUGAGUAAAUAUUUACAUGCCCUUUUCCUGGGCAGCUAAUUAGAAUCCAGCAGUCUGACAAACAGUCAUACUCCACGAUGUUUCAGUAUUUAUACCAUUUUUUCCAUUAAGGUAUGGGUGGUAUCAAAGUCUGUGACGAAAGCACAGAGGCAUGGUAACAGGUGGAGAGACACAGUAUGUAGUCCCCUGUUACUAGCAUCUGUCUCCUUGCAGUGUGUCAGUCAUGUAAGCUCUCCAUACCUCAGACCCUGUAAGACCCAGGGUCAUGACGGGCUGUGGGAUCACAUGCAGUCACUCAUAACAUGUGUUUUUGUGUGUGGGCCCGUGGACAGCUAGUGGAAACCAUGAGUGGCCCACUGAAGGCUGAGACGCACUGAAUCCCUUCUGUACAACCAAGAUGGCCACUGACCACACAUAUAAAUGGUCAGUUCAGGAAUGAGAUGGCGGAAGACUCUAGGUCCCCCUAGACAGGACUGUGUCAGCCAGGGCAUAUCUUUCUUCAAAUGUUUUUUUUGCAUUGAGCCGUACCGAUGAAGGAAUCAAAGGGUUAUUUUAAUUUUAUUAUUUAAAUUUUAUUAUUUGUAUGUCCCAGCGUGUCUGUGUUGAUAGAUAUUUCCUCCCAUUUAUCUUUGUAGAAAUCAAAUUUAGGGAUAACACUGGCAUGCCUCAUGGUCUAUGUGGUACUGCCAUCCUGCUGCUAAGGAAAAACACCCUUCAGAGUGCAUUAGGGGCAUAUUACUGUUUUUUUUUCUACCUUUAUUUCUUUCAAGCACUUAUUUUGGUGGAGCCAGUAUAUGACUUAUCCUCCAGUAGAGCAGUUUGAUUUGACAUUACUGAUCAUUUUUUAGCCCUUCAAUGUAGGGCUCUGGGAAGAUAGUACUACUCAGUGUUGUCCUUGUAAGCAUUGGGAUUGCUAUUUGUACAACAUAUGGGCCUCAAUGUGUCUUUCCCUAAGUGAAGCACUUUUAUCAAACCAGAAAUAGUGGCUCAGCUGUACUGAAUAAAGAAACUGCAUGGGUGGCUUGGAUUGCUGGUGGGAACCACAACAUGAGUAAUUAUAUUUGUACAGGAGUGGCCAAUCUCUUUGCAUUAAAACUUUGAUCUCCCCAUUUUCCCCAUUUUGCACAUACAGUAAAGAGAUACAAAUAAUGGAAAGAUAUGCACUUUUUUCAAGUAAGGGGGAGCACAUAUCAGCCGUCUUGUGUUUCUGUCCACGGCCAUAUCAAGAGCAGUCUGUCAACCUCAUCUGUAGAGGUUUGCCUGUCUGCACAAAUCUUUUGUUGCAGCUGGAGACAGGCUGUUCUUGGCUCAAAAUGGAUAUUUUUGUAAAGAAUGAUCAGAGGACGGCCCGUUUGGUGGAGUUGAGGGUUGAUGUCUAGUUGCAUGAUCAAGGAAGCGGAGGACACUAAGGGAGAACCACUCAAUAUAUCCACACUCUUUUGUUCUUUAACUUAAACUUCUUCAUUCAUUUUUACAAAGUGUUCGUCUCUGUGAGGAGUGAAGAUUCUCUUUCAUCCCCCCUUUUUGGACACAUCUCUGCUGGAUAUUUAAAAAGUGUUUUGAAAGAAUUUUGAUACCAGUGUAAAAUAUUUAUAAUAACUUGAUUUUUAAUCCAAGUAUGUACAAAAAUAACUUAGAUUCCCAAUUCAAAAAAAAGUAAAUUAGAUUUAUGUAUGCUGCAUCAGCCAAGUGCUGCUUGCUGUUAAUUAUUUUUCCUGUGAAAUACAAAUAUUUGUUGACUGCCAUUCAUUCAUACAUUUUACACUUUACAUUAAAGUCCCCUUAACUAACAUUAGGUUAGUCAUCAAUGUGAGUAUCCGUAAACAUUAAGUUAAAUGCAGAAGUUUAAGGUUUGUUUGUGUUAACUAGUGCAUUGUAUUUUAUGCAUUAGGCUACUUAACAUAUACAAAUCUUGAUUUGUUAGUAAUAUUAUUAAUUCUUUAUAAAUUCUUUAUUGACUUCAGUGAAAAAUCAAUGUUAGUUAAGUGAUCCUUAAUGUACAGGGUUGCCAUUUUACCCUUGUGUGCUUACGUGUUCUUUACAUUUUACCUCAUGUGUGUAGCAUCAUUACCACUGACUCACUGAGUUGAAAAUACUAUACUACUUACAAACUACAACAAAACUACUUACUAAAUACUACAACUACGUUGAACUACAACGUCACAGACGUUACAGACAACCAUGAGUCAUCAUAGCAGAUACUUUUGUGUGUAUUUAAACCCUUAUAAAGUUGAAGUGGGUCCCUGGUUUACUAGAACACUCUCUUUCCCCUGCAUUUAUGUUUCAAACUGAUAGAUAAAUAAAUGGAUGGGAAUAAGAGUGUGAUAUCUAGCAAGUUUAUAACACCAUUGUGUGACUGUGUGUGUCAUUAGCUAGCAGUUUCAUCCAAAAUAACUUCAGAAUAUGGUCACUGGGUAAUGAAUCCAUGACACUGACAUUGCUAGUGUGACCCUAGUUGAAGACUGUCAUAAACAACAUUAAAAAAUACAGAAUUAACUCAUUCUUGCUCUCUGCAAUUAUUUUUGCCUCAUAGUUUGCUACUUCCCUAGGAUCAGCUAUGAGUCAGGACAGAUGGUCCCCCCUUAUGAGCUGGGUUCUGCUCAAGGUUUCUUCCUGUUAAAAGGGAGAUUUCCUUUGCCACCAUCACCUUAGUGCAGGCUCUAGGGGGUUAAAGCUCUGGCCUCUGUAAAAUGCCUUGAGACAAUUUCAAUUGUUAUUGGAGCUAUAUAAACACAAUUACAUUUAUUUGAAUUUUGGACAUUUGACAACAUGAACAUGUAACCAUCACCAUAAAUAAACAGCAAAUAUCGACUUGUGAAUUCCUGAUUAAAAAGGCGUUGGCACAAGAAGACAGUGUACAAAUCUAUUUAUACUAAUACAUGAAGGAUGAUUUUAUGGACUUAAUGUCAUUUUAUACUUUUCUCACUCUUGCCAUCUGGUGUUUUUUUUUUGUUUGUUUUUUUUUGCUUAUUUUGCUGUGGAUUUCUUUUUAAUUUGUUUGUUUGUUUUUCUUAUUCCGAAACAACAUAACAUCAAAUCUCAAAUCUAACAGUCUUGACCACUGACCAGUUUGCACGCACUACUGUUGGAGAGAUCCCUGUAUUUAUACUGAGCCAACACUGAAGGGGCAUUCAAACAAGUGGGUCCUCGGAAUCAUGACUGUACGUUCUCUGAGAAAAUGUGAAUAGUAUUUUUAUAGAGCACUGGAGGACUUUACAGUAUGUGGUGAAACUGUAAAUAUGGGGAAAAUUAGCUUUCCUUAUUUUGUUAUUUUUUUAUUUUGUUCACUUCUUUCUUUUAAUUUCUUUAAUUGUACUAUUUAUUUUAUUUUAUUCUUAUUUUUGUACUUGAUUUUUAUGUUAAACAUAGUAAUUGUCUGUGGUAGUGACCAGACAUAGUACUUGUAUUGUAUAUAAACUGUGCUGUGUGUGCAUUCUUGAUGGUGAUUUUUUGAUUUGAUGAGUUCAUGUUUGCCACUUACCCCUGAAGUUCUCUUUUCUUUCCUUCUUCCUUUUGUUUCUGUGUGAGAUUUGUAUCCAGCACUGCUCUGUGGAGUUUUGUAUCUUCGUUCUUGACGCUUUAAACUUUUAGCUGUGCCGUUCUCCAACUCCACCACCCCCCCCCCCCCCCCCCCCCCUCUCCCUUUAAUUAGAUCUCCCGCAAUGUAAAUACCCCAGCUGUGGAGAACCUCUCGCAAAAUUAUGAGCUUAGUACACCAACCACUCUCUCCCUCUCCCUUUUGAACCAAAUCCUUUGUGCUCAGUGUCUUUUUGUUUUGGAGAUGCAUUUGUAAGCACCCCUAUCUGUGUGUGUUAGCAUUUAAUUUAAAACUCAACCAGAAUUAAAAACUGCAUAUAUAUAUUAUCAAUGUUGGUACGAAUCUACCUGAAAUGAACAACAGUCCAUUAUAAUUUACCCUGUGUGAUCUCAGUAAUGAUUUUUUCUAACUUACAGUUUAUUCAUUCAUACACCAACAUGUUAUCCUAAAAAAAAGGAUAUUUACAGUCUUUUUAAACUCUGCCAAGGUCUGUGCAACUUAUGCUUGAACUGAGUUUGAUUUUUUUUACUAUUAUCAUUAUUUAGCUCUUUUAUCAACGUUGCAUAAACAGUACAGACAGAGAAGUUGCUACGGUUACUAGUUCACACCAUUCCUCCUCCCUCCUCGGUUUCCUGGUUUGUUGUUGGCCACAGUGGCUGUAUCUCUCCACUGUACUUUUUACCAUGCCCCAGGCUUUAUAUCAUUGAAAUACUUUUCCUCAUAUUUCUUACAUGAAUCUGUCAGAAAGUAUAUUUUUAAUUUAAUAUAAAUAAAGAUCAAUUCAAUAUUUGAGUG
Messenger RNA from Clupea harengus (Atlantic herring), 9709 nucleotides. RefSeq names its product receptor tyrosine-protein kinase erbB-4-like. The record is from RefSeq and is a predicted model, not a curated record. Lineage: Eukaryota; Metazoa; Chordata; Actinopteri; Clupeiformes; Clupeidae. Gene Ontology annotation, cellular component: plasma membrane; signaling receptor complex; basal plasma membrane. Gene Ontology annotation, molecular function: epidermal growth factor receptor binding; transmembrane receptor protein tyrosine kinase activity; ATP binding. Gene Ontology annotation, biological process: negative regulation of apoptotic process; cell surface receptor protein tyrosine kinase signaling pathway; neurogenesis.